AUGACUCAGAGCAAUGGGGAGAACCCACCGAGGAGCCGGGGUGGACUCCAACAGAUCCGAGCUGGGAUUCAGUCCAGAUCACUGCUGGCCAAGAAGAGAGUGGAGAACAUCACCAAAGAUGACGUGAAAGGAUUCUUCAUCAGAAAUGCCUUUGUGAUCUUCACCGUUGCAGCUGUCAUCAUUGGUAAGGAAGAGCAUUUUAUGGCGAUAUUUUUCCACCACACACAUACUUUAGGCAGUACCCCCUGAAAACUGGAGGUAAUUCGAAGAGCCUUUGUUUCCCCUUCUACCCCCACCCAAUUCAUACCUGUUAAAAAGAGGGCAGCAGAUUUUCAGAGCCACCCCAUCAACCUCUUUCUUUAUUGUGACCAUCACCCCUGGUGCAGAGCGGAAGAAGGGAAGAAUUGAAACAAACCCUUUGGAUGAAUGAAUAGAGGGAACUCAGAUGAACUUAACAGACGGGCCUUUAUCUGACCUCCUGGCUGACCUUUGACAUCUCACCAUUAACCUUUGAGUCCUUCUCUGCAGGAAGUGAGUCAGGCCCACCCACCUCUAGCACAUCUGCAGCCCUGCUAGAAUUACACCGGGCCAUGAAGAACAUGUUUGAGUGAUAAUUCAAGGGGGCUCUUCACCUUCAGCCACGAGCUCAGCCACCUGGCCUAAGAGAUGAAAUAGAGCUGCACCGGACUAACAGUUUGUUGAUGGAGUAAACUAGAAACGAUUAGUAAGGAUUUAACAAGAGGACAAGUUUAGACAAUGGCCAGUCAUUGCACAAUAAUUGAAAAAGCCAAACAGUCCUCACCUCUCCCAUAAACAGUCGCAUUAACAACAAACAGUAACACUUCCCAUUAAUAACAUCGCACAAUUCAGAUAUUUCCUGCAGUGAAAUCAUGUGCUCACAUGCUUUCACCUUUAUCGAUAAGCCCCACAUCGCCUGCACCAUUCUCAAGUAGCCAUGAGUCAACAGUGUUUUUUCGUAGAAGUGCGAGGAAUCAUUGCUACUUUUCUCAAAGUUAAUUACAGAUUCAUUUUUUGCAUGUUGAAACAAAUCAGUGACCUUGUGAAUGUCUUUGUUGCAUAGAAGUUACACCCUGCACUUUGCAGAAACACUGCGAUAUCACUCCACAGAUUUUAAAUAAUGGGCUUCAUUUUUAAAGAUAUUCUCUUGGAUUUUCUCCCACUUGUGAUCCUCUCUGCAGGCAUAAUCCUUGGAUUUGCUCUGCGUCCGUACAAAAUGUCUUACCGUGAAGUGAAGUUUUUCUCUUUUCCUGGGGAGCUACUGAUGAGGAUGCUGCAGAUGCUUGUGCUGCCCCUGCUGGUUUCCAGUCUUAUCACAGGUAUGAACCUAAGGCCACUUUGGGCUGUAACUGCAGACACUUCUCUAAUCAAAUGAACAAACUUUGUGUCAUAUUUUGAACUGCUAGUCAGAAACAUAGUUACAUAAUCAUAUCACAUAAAAAGCGCAUUUUCAGUCAGUGAUAACAAGCUUUAAUGUUACUCAUAUGAAUCAUCUUCACCACUACAUAGUUAGAAGUGAAUACAACAACGCUGCACACACCCAUGGCUUACUCACAGCACUGCCUUGUGGUUUUUUUCACAACAGCAAAUUGAUUGUUUGAUCGUCAUUGUCUAUUUUUGGUUCAAAUGUACCUCAGAUAUCUAAAAUAAGCAGACAUGGCAUACCCUUCUCACUUGUCUGUGUGACGUUGUUUUAUUCUAAAAUUAAAUCAAACAGAUUCAGACCACACAGCACUCACAUAAAUCACAAAAAUGCCUGAAAACACGAAUCUUUUCCUCGCACAUUGGCGUCACUCUGAGUGUAGAAAAAAUGUACAAAAUCUAGUUUACCCUCGACCUGUUUCCCUUAAUACUUCAUUUUGUCCUCGCCAGAAUCUCAGUCAUAUUGCUUUGCAUAGAGUAUGAAAAUUUUCACCUCCGACAGAUUCUGUUUAUUUGAGGUUUUAGUUUUGUUUUUCAGGUUUACAUGUGACUUUCGUGUUAAACCUUUGUACCAGUGACAGUGCUGUUUGUUGAUUUGCGGCUCUUUUGACAACAUGUAUCUCAUGAGUGGCAGAGUGAGCCGACUGUUUGUUCAGCCAGUGCCAUUUGUUAGUUUUGGGCCCAGCAGAUGAGGGGUUGGGAUGACCUCAUGAGCAAAAGAGAGUGAUAUGUUUUCAAGCUUACUGUACGGAUCUCGAUCACAUGUCUUACCCACGUCUGCAUCUUAGUACAACACGACCACAUCAGUUGAUUCUUGUGUUUAAGCCAAAUAACUGAUCUGAGAUCUGUGGAUUUAUUUGUGGUUUCAGGGCGUUUGUAGCUUCUGCUGUUCAUGUGUAUUUGGGACUCACUUUCAGUGAAAACAAAAACAUAUGACUCUGAGGUUUUCACUUCUAAUCCGGGGAUAUGGUGAUUUCAUUUAUCACUGUGUACGGUUCAUAAAUCCAGCCAGAUACAUAGAGACAAUUAUCAAAAGUAAAUGCCUGGGGUGUUUUAGCAAGAAGAUCAUUUACUUUCAAUCAAAGCAAAAGUGUGGAUAAAGUUAAGGAGAAUGUUAGUCUCCAAAAUACACGUGUCAGAACUGACCCUCGGCUGUAGGCGGGACAUACAGGGACCAAGUGUCCACUCUCUGAGCAGUGACUGACGGAGCAAGAAGCCAGUCUCCUGAGGAGAUGAGAGAGAGAGACAUGUUGUCUGAUAAUAACCUGCUUUGUGCUGCAGCAGGGCGUAACAUCAGGAUCCUCUGACAUCAUGUCACAUGACUUCUGCUACAACAUGUGGAAAGCAACAAAGAGGGCUGUUCUGUGGAAACGUCACACAUCCCCAGCUGCUUUCUUGUGUGUGUGCGUAUGUUUAUGUGUUAUCAUCCAAGAGGUUAGAUCCAAACACAAACUAAACGUUGCUGCUGACUUGUUUGAAUUUGACUUUUUACAUCUUCCAGAGAGCAGAAAUCCCCCAUCACAGUGAUUAGGAUGUUGUUGUUUAUUUACUCAUUUUCUUUUACUGAUAAAUAGAAAAUAGAAAUAAAAGCUUUUAUUAACCACAAUCCCCUCAUUUUAAUAACAGUACUUUUCCAACAGAUGUUUAUAUAAUAGCUUGGAUAGGUGUAAAAUGUCUAACCUGUAAGAGCAGAACCGAUAGUAGCAUUCAGGAAACAAAUUCUGCACGUGGAACAAAACUCUCUGAUGCAGGUGACAAUAACUUUGUAAAACACGAGAGCCAUCAAUUUCAAAAUAUGCAGAAAGUGCAACUGUUUUCUCCAGAAUGUCUGUGGUUAUUGAAUCACUCAACAUGUCAGACUGUUAGAGAGUAAAAUGAGCACAGCAUGUGCUUUUAGGUUAACAUGAUCUGGUUACACCCUGAAAGAAUGUAAGCACAUUUGAUGCAGAUUAACUCCCUCGUUGUCGAAAAUGAAAAAAAAAAAAAAAGCUAAAUUUGAUAGUCCUCUGGCAAUUUUUACAAAUGUAUACGAGUGUAAUUUUUGUACAAAUACUUCGACCCUCUGGCAUUUGAGUAAGUGCCACAAAGACUCAUUCACAAUCUUCUCUGGAAUAGUUUGUAAGAACAUCUUAAGCUUUUCAUUGACUUUUUUGUGACUGUGGCUUUUGAAAGUACAACUGCUUUCCCACAUCACACACUCACACACAUAUGCGCACACACAGGUUCUCACCAUACAAGCCAUUGGUCAUUUCACUGCUAGAUACACUAACUGUUUCUUAAGGGCCAACAUCCUAAGUUCUUGAAAACAGAUUCCGAAAGCUCUGUUUCUGAACUAUUUGUUUAUGCUCUAAGAUAAACUCUGACAUUUCCGAGGAAAAGAGCACAAGUUAAACUCUUCAAUGCUUUCUUUCUGCACACACAAGGCCCCUGUACAAUCUGACUGUCACCCUCCAAAGGCUGAAAUGUGCCCCUGUAUGACAUGGACUGCCCCCAAAAUUACCAGCCUCUUAAUAUUCUGAUUCAACCUUUUAAUGUGGGUUUUAACGUUGAAUCUGUAUGCUUGGACGGAGUUCAGAGAGGCCAUGGAUGGUAGGAAACAGAGAAUAAAUAGGGUUCAAGAGUUAUACAACACUGGUUCAACAGGAGCGUGAGAAGGAGAGCAGGUAGCGGAGGGUCCACUGAUCCUCUUUCUCCAUUACCAUAUGUCUGCUGAUAUCCCUUACUCAUACAAGCACAUUUCAAAUGAACCACUAAAUGUUAGUUGGCUGCAAAAUCCAUAUUGCAUUCAGGAAUUUCAUUACGAGGGCCAAGCCAAGAGUCCACCACAGAGUACUUUACAAGGCCAAGAGGGGGGCUGGACAGGGAGAAGGGAUGUGGGCUGUAAAAAGAGGAAAAGGAGGAUGAUUACAGAGGAGGUCACAAGAAGGGGAGAUUCAGUCUAGUGUAGGGGGAGGAGGAGGAUGAGAAGGAGGAGAAGGAGGAGGAGGAGGUGUCGGGGGAAAACCAGGACAAGAAGUUACAACAGGAAAACCAUUGAUAGACGACUGAAGCAUGUGUGCAGUGAAAAACUGGGCAGAUUCUUUGUGAGUCAACAUAAAGUUACAGAAAGUUAUAAUUAGUUAUAGAAAAACUGCCAGUAAGUGGCAAUACAUGUGAAAGUGUUGUCUGAUAGCAAGACCUCAAAAUGAAAGAACGAGAUGCUUUCUUUAACCUGGAGAGCCGAUUUAAAGCCAUAAUCGAGAAAAUUUAGCGCUCAUGAAAGUGGGCGCAAACUUUCAUCACAUAGUACAUAAAAGAUCAAGGCUGCUAGAAAAUAAAAGUUGAUAUUAAAACGCUAAUGAGUCAAAGUGUUGAUUCAGGUCAAAUAUUACUCCAGCACUGUUGAAUUUUUGUAAUGCACGAGUGCAGUCACGUAUACACUGAUGUACAUUCUGCUACGUUAUUAUUUAAAAGAUCAAUAAUAGUACCCAACCAGUAUAUCCAUGAAAGUGACAGCUAAGUCACCACAAGCUCACACUAAUGGGUCACAAUGUUUACCCUAGAUAAACAAAUGUAAAGCUAACACGCCUCGACAUGCUUUCUCAGGUGUGGCGGCAAAUUCUUUGAUGAAACUUGUGCACUGUAAACAGAGCAAACUUUUAAAGUUAUAAAUGAUAGAAAUCUUUCUGCGUUUCAAAAAGCUCAAACUUGAGAUGUGGGCAUGGGUGAUGACCAGAUAGAUAACUGUCAACCUUUUCUCUGUAGCCGUCAAUACCAUCACUAAAUGAUCGACCUGAUCUGAGUGACAUUUGGUCUACGUUUGCUUUGUUGUGUGUUUAACCACAGAGGGGUGCAGCAUACAGGUACAGUAGUACUGUUUGACAAACCAUGCAAAAGUCCACACACACUGUAAAUAACCUUUAACAACAGUUUUUUGAAAUGAAAAGUGUUACUGCCCUCCACUGCAAACAAAGGACUUUAUUUUCCCCUCUGCAGUAGAUGUGGAUAUUUCCUUAAGCCUCUACAACACUGAGACACGAUGUAAACCAUUGUUGGCUAUUUCAUGGCUAGGUGCAUAUAGGUCCAUUGGAUAGAAUUGAUUGAAACUGGUUAUCGAGUGGUCGUGACAUGGAGAGACCGCCAAGAUUACAUUCAUGACAGACCUUCUAGUGCUAUGCUGCUUGUGAGCAGUUUAGCAUGGGCUAAAAACUGUUCAAAAAAGUGUUCUGACUGAAUUGAUUAAAUAAUUCUUGUUUAACACUUAAAUGCUUGUGGUAGUGUUACCAUAGUCAAAAAAACAGAACUAUGUAUUUGACUAGUUCUGGACUGGUAGACCUUUCACCCGGUUCAACUCCAAGCAUACUCUAUGUUGCAGAUUAGCUACACAAUAUCGUAUCUACAGACUCAUUAAUCUGCUAGACUUAAUGCUGUAACUAUUGUGGGGCUGCACCUGCACUUUUUUCAUUGGUUUACCUCUCUUGAUCAGUCGAUGCUUCUUUGGUGAAAUAUCAAACUUAGUGAAAAAUGUGAAUCACAGUAUCCUGGGGCUCAAGAUGAAAUGGCUCUCCUUGUUUGGUUCAAUUAAAUCACACUUAAAGUACCAGCACAGAGGCUGGAGCUCAUGAAAAUGUUAAAUUGAUUAAUUUUCUGUAAAAGCGGCCUACCCUUAACAACACUGACUGACAUAGUAAAAACUGUUGGUUACGGACCCUAAAAUAAAGUCUUGUCAAAACUGUGGGGUCGUCCAUGGUUGCUAAUUGCCCUCUGGACGGACCUCUUGUGGUUACCAUGUCCCGAGCUUCAACUUUCCCCCCCUUCAAACAGGCCUUUGCUUUUGUGUUUGAUGAACAUUCCCCUUAUGAGAAAGAAAGUCAUUCUUCCUGCUCUCCUUCAUUCUCGCUUCUUUUCAAAGGAUGGAAUUGGUGAGGCUGCGUCCGUUGUUGCCCGGACAACAGUCCAGGGAUCAUUGUGUGCGUGCGGGGCUGACUAAGUCAACAAGUUUUCCCAGGCCUGUCAGAAAAGGAAAAGGAGGAGAGCAAGAGGAGGAGGGGGAGAGGGCUGGAUGGUUGGGAGGAUAAGGGUGGCCAUGAAAGGAGGAUUGCAGCAAUAAGAUCAGCGUGCAAGAAGAAGGAGAAGAAGCAAGGAGGGGUACUGGGGUGCACCCUGAAACAGGAGGUACUGGAUAGAGGGGAGAGAGGAGGUGAGGGGAGAAUGCAGGGGGAGGAUGAGGAGGAUCAAAAAGAAUCGGAUAAAAGCCUCAGUCCUGGGCAUGUUGAGACAAGAGGAGGGCCAGAGCAGGGGCAGUGGGUACGCCCAUGCACACACACAAAUGCACACACAUGCACACUUGUAUGAAAGGAACAUACAUCUCCAUGUGCACAAAGCCUGCUUUGCCUUGUACAGCGAUGAAUGAAGAUAAUAGCCAGAAAGGGAGCAGGCACUUUUAAAAAACAGCAUCUCUGUCAGGUCUAUUGAGGCCGCCUGUUUGAUUCAAGCUUGUUCAUUUCUAAUGCCUGUAUUCCCUCUGACCAUUCUAAGUUUAAUGCUGUCAGAACUGUGCAAGAAAGAUCAACCCCAGACUCAGGCUGACAUUCAUCAAUUGUGCAACCUCUUUUUUUUAUUUUACAUGUCUUAAAUAUCAUCAAAAAAUAUUGUUUGUAGAAAUACCAUCCUUGCAGGAAUGCAGGGAUUAUCAGCAGGUGGGGGAGUAUGUCUCUGUAGCUUCACUUUCAGAGGCUUUAAAAUGUUGCUUUGUGCACUUUCUAAGAUUUAAAAAUACAUGUUCGUUACACAUUCUCCUUCAUGACACAGAUAUCCAGUUGAAGUCAGUCUGUUCAACUGUAACUGACAUGUCUGCUGCUCUUUGUGUUCACAACAAACGAAUGUCACACACGGGGGCGUGAAAAGCUGUUGUAUGAUCAAAUAAAAUAGUUAUUUUAAGAUUCCAGAGCUACUUUUUUACACCCAAGCUUUUUGGAUGAUCACCACAUGCAAAAAGAACAAGUCUCAAGGUUUAUUCUGCAGAAGAAAUAAUCUAUGUAUAAUUAUGUCAACACAUGCUGUAUGGUGGAUUGGUCGUUUGGUGUUCUACAGGAGGUGUUGUUUUUCCACUUGGAAAGGUCAGAGUCAGAUUGUGUUUCUUGCUGCUCUUUGUUGUCACAGAUAUUUGGUCAGAUAAUCCAGACAGGUGUAUUCCACCUGUAAUUACAGCACCUUUUCCCAGGCUAAUAGUAUACGCAUAGGGAUUCACUUUGGUGAUACAUCCAUGUAAACUCUGAGGUCAUACCACAACUUUAGUGAGAAAUGAUAGGGUUCGUUCUUCCUUGACAAAAACAAGAACAGAAUGACAAAGAAGUAGUUCAACGAUAUGAGUUGCCUUUUGGACGCUAUUAUAUAAUCCUAUAAAACACUGCUCUACUACUGCAUGUACAUUGAAUUUUUUUUAAAAAAGUACAGUAGAUUUUACUGUUAAAAUACUUGAUAAAACAUCAGUUCAUCUAUGAAUGAGUGGUAAUAUCCAUAGUUAACUCAUUCAAAUGUCCCAUUUUGCAGCCAAAAGCAUAGCUGCUCCCUCUACAGGAGCUCUUUUGAACUUCUGUAACAUGAACAGCCAACCUCGCUUCCAAAUUAAAGUACAUAAACAGUUCACAGUGGAUCACAUCUUAUUUUCUGGAAAAUAAGUAUAAAACACAUGGUGCUGAUGUUCAUUAGUUCACAUUUCUUCUCUUUUUCAGGUAUGGCUGCUCUGGACAGUCGUGCUUCUGGAAAAAUGGGCAUGAGGGCAGUGAUCUACUACACCACCACCACUGUCAUUGCUGUGUUCAUUGGCAUUGUUAUGGUGCUCAUCAUUCACCCUGGGAAAGGAUCCAAGGAUGAGUUCACCAAUAAGCAGACCGUCGAGCAGGUCAGCCCCGCGGAUGCCUUCCUCGACCUCAUCAGGUACAUGUGCACCUGUUUGUGUAAAACAGUCACAAAAGCACCGCUAUCUGUAAUUUUUGAAAAUUGAGGAAGGGAGCUGUAAUAAAUUACAUUGCAUGUGGCUUUUUCUAUCUUAUAUAUGCAUCUCUGAUUUUAGGAAUCAUUUGAUUAUAUUGACAAAAGUGUACAUCUUUUUUGUACUCUAGAAACAUGUUUCCUCCUAACCUUGUGGAGGCUUGCACUAAACAGGUAAGUGACACAUUUUCCCAUAUAGAUGUAUGUAAUGCAUUUUCAUAUCUACAUUGCCAUUAUUGUGGACUUUGGCUGUAUUGAAUAGAGAUCUCUAUCACUGACAGUAACUUUAUAAUUCGUCUGAAUUUGCUCACUGUAAGCUGUACCAGAUCUUUUUUUAGUUUAACGGGUUAUUCAGCCUUUGCUCAUAUUUUCAACGUAUAAAGAGCAAAAAGGGGUUUUACAGAAAUAGUUUCAAACAGAUAUGGGACUUUUUCAAUGGACACCUGACAACCAAGUGCUGCUUCUACUGCUUUCGUUGGUUCAGUUGUUAAGUGAGGCCCUUGUCUCAGCGCCUCUUUUACUUCCUCAUUCCACUGAAGUGAGGUUGUGAAAUUCUGAGUGUCAGAUAUUAGUGAAGCAAUUUCAAACAAAUAGCUGCAUCCUGAAAAACUAUUUUUGGAGAAGUGACUUAAAUUUUCAUUUGGGGACCCUUUUCCUUUCAUAGCAGUUUUAAUAAAACAUUAUUGUCCCAAGUAUUAAUCCCUAUUCAACCCCCUUUUUUAAAAUCCAGUUCAAGACGCAGUAUGCCAAGAGAGUAGUCCGUGUUACUAUGACAGUGAAUGACACAAUAUUCGCUGUCAAUGGUAGCCAUGAGAUAACCCGGGAGGAGAUGAUCCCGGUGCCGGGGUCAGUGAACGGAGUCAACGCUCUAGGCCUGGUGGUGUUCUCCAUGUGCUUCGGACUGAUCAUCGGCAGCAUGAGGGAACAGGGUCAGCCUCUUAAAGACUUCUUCGACUGUCUCAAUGAGGCCAUCAUGAGGCUGGUGGCCAUCAUCAUGUGGUAAGUACCAGUAUGUAUGGAUAUAUAUGAGGUGCCGGAUCUUCCAAUAACGAUCAAAUAACAUUGAUCCUCAGGUAUGCCCCUAUUGGUAUCCUGUUCCUGAUUGCUGGUAAGAUAGUGGAGAUGGACGACAUCACAUCCAUGGGAGGUCAGCUGGGAAUGUACACAGUGACCGUCAUCUCUGGCCUGCUAAUCCAUGCCAUUUUUGUCCUGCCGACACUCUACUUUGUCAUCACUAGGAAGAACCCUUUUGUUUUUAUCGCUGGCCUUCUGCAGGCACUCGUCACUGCCCUGGGAACAUCAUCCAGGUAUGUGACUGGAUUGCUAAGAGUGUCAAAAUGUUGCCUAAUAAAUUCAGAGGUGGUGGUUAAACUUACUUUCAUUGUGCCAUACAAGCUAAGUGUGCAAGGUGAUUUGAAAAGCAGAGCAAGAUGCAUAAAAUAUAUCAAGAAACAAAUAUGAAAGACAAUGAAAAAUACUGUUACAGAGGACUAAGUAAUCAAAUGCAUGAAUCUCAAGUUAAGAUUCAAGGAAUGAGUGAUUCAAACACUAGAAUAAAGAAAUCGACAGUUUUUGUCAUGGUCUUUCUUCUGUAUGUACUUAAGCCUGUUUUAUAACCAGCAGAAAAUCCUCAUAGGAGCUUGAAUGAAUAAAUAUAAACAAAAACUGGUAAGAGGGAUAGUCAAUGCAACAAACCGGAUAGCCUCCACACAGUGUUAUUAAUUUCCUGGAAUGGUUCAUUGGGAUCAAACUUAAAUCUACAGAUUUGUACAGAUUUCUUUGCUUUAUCUUCAAAUCAAAGUCUGCUUGCAUGACUGAAUGGUUUCAGACUUUGGUAUGCAGUCACAUUCCCUGAUCCUGCAGAUGAUGACUGUUGAUAAGGAUGAUUUAUGACUGACCAGGAAACAACUGGUCAGUGUUCAAGCAGUCACUGAAUUUCAAAAUUACUGUAAGUUAUGGGAUAUGACCUUCAUUUAUUCUGCAUUUUCCUCAGUUCUGCCACUUUGCCCAUCACUUUUAAAUGCCUGGAGGAAAAUAACAACGUAGACAAGCGUGUGACCCGCUUUGUGCUCCCUGUCGGCGCCACUAUAAACAUGGAUGGUACAGCUCUUUAUGAAGCUCUGGCAGCCAUCUUCAUCGCUCAGGUCAAUGACUAUGACCUCAACUUUGGACAGAUUCUCACCAUCAGGUAAGCCGAGCAGAGUUUCACUUUAACCUCUUCAAACAUUUAUUCAAACUGUGAUUUAUUAAUUGUAACAUACAGACUUUUUUUGUAAGACUUAAGAAAACCCAAAGAAAUAUGAUUCAGUAAAGCUUGCCUGCUCUGAGAGAACAUCUUUAUUAGGCCUUGUGUCUUUGAUUACUCAAGACUGUAAUCCUGCCAAACCUAGCUGACGCAUAUCCAAACCCCAAAGCAUGUUACUGCUUUAUAAAUGGUUUUCUAACCACCAGCCAUAAAGUUUGAUUGUAGAAUUUCAGCCAAAGAACUGAAUUUAUGACCCCUCUUUGGGCUGUUACCAAAGAAUGAUGAUGAGGUCAAUCAUGGGACAGCUGCAUAGUAACCGUUCAUCUGCAGAUGAUUUCAACUUCUCUUCACCUGCUUUUAUGAAAAUGUAUUUUCUCCCAUUAGCAUCACGGCAACAGCAGCGAGUAUUGGAGCAGCUGGAAUUCCUCAGGCUGGCUUGGUCACGAUGGUGAUAGUGCUAACAUCUGUAGGACUGCCCACUGAUGACAUCACCCUCAUCAUCGCUGUUGAUUGGUUCCUGUGAGUAUAGCCAUGUGAAACUAUUCAUAUAAAGAUGAAAAAAUGAAGGUUUUAAAGAGGAAUGGGGGUCUAAUUGUGAUACAAGUCUGGCAGAGGUGGGUUUAAAGGGUUAAUAGGGAUCAAAUCUCAGUUUUGAAAGACGUCCCUCUCACAUUCCGGGUCUUUCCAUCCAUCUGGUUUUUAUUCAGUUGCUAUCCAAUCCCAGUGCAAAGCUAGACUUCCUCCUUCUGGCUUGUUUCAUGUGGGUAAAAGAUUGCCUGGAGCGAUAAAAACCAUGCCUCUGCUUUGCUCUUUUUUUAUGUACACACAUUUACAGAAAAGUCGUUUUGGUUUAAUGUUUAAAUUCUUAAAGGAACAUUUUUUUUUUUUUUUUUUUAUCAUUCCCUACUGCCUGGUCCUUUUUUUGUCCUGCUUCUCAUACUUUUCUAUUCUCUAUAUUGGCUUGUCUUUUUUCUCUUUUCUUAUGUCAUUUCAUACUGUUAUCUCAUCCUGUCUUCUUAUCCUUCACUUGUUUUAUUCUGUUAUCUUGUCAUAUCCUCUUUAUUUUAUCUUGUUUUCUUUUCAACUAUCUGGUAUUUUUUUUAUUUUUCUAAUGCUCCCACCUUCUCAUCUUCACCUUAUUGCUGUCUUUCUGUAGGGACCGAUUGCGCACCACCACCAACGUCCUGGGAGACUCCAUCGGAGCAGGUAUAGUAGAGCACCUGUCUCGCCAUGAACUGGAGAAAAAAGAUCCCGAAGCUUGGAACUCAGUGGUGGAGGAAGCUGACAAGAAGCCAUACCAGCUGAUCCACCAGGAGAAUGAGUGUGAGAAUGAGAGGCCUAUUGCUAGUGAGACCAAGAUGUAG
Molecule: messenger RNA, 12021 nt
Organism: Xyrichtys novacula (pearly razorfish)
Lineage: Eukaryota; Metazoa; Chordata; Actinopteri; Labriformes; Labridae
Source: the annotation of a GenBank genome assembly